CUCCCGGAAAGAUAAAAAAUAUACUGGAUAUUCAUGCGAUUUAUUCUUCACAAAAUAGCCCUACAGCUGGCUCAUAAUUCGACCGUUUCCUGUCCUGCAGUUUCGGAGUUGGUCCACUCCUUAACGGCGCACAGAGCAUUUCCUCUCUUAACUGGUCCACUGCAUCCUUAUCAGGGACUCAGCCAACGUUCCCUCGUAGAAUACAUGGCACGAGUCGGAGCACUUCGUCAGGAAUUAUCAGCAAAGAUUAAGUUGAUGUUAGUGAUAACGCAGAAGGGCCACCUGUCCUUAUCUUUAUCGUCCCACUCAACAUCUCAUGACAAGAACGACCUUUUCUCAACGCCUGUUAGCGACGGAGAAAGCCAGUGACGGUUCAGAAAGCCAGCGAAAGUCAAGGAAAGCCAGUGACAGUUCA
This is a messenger RNA of Penaeus vannamei (Pacific white shrimp), 415 nucleotides long. NCBI's taxonomy places the organism in Eukaryota, Metazoa, Arthropoda, Malacostraca, Decapoda, Penaeidae. The record is from RefSeq and is a predicted model, not a curated record.